AUGGAAAUUCCAGUUAUUGAUCUGGCUCCAUACUUGGAAUUCUCAUUGAAAUUCUCAGAUUCUGGUAAAGAAGAGUUUGAUCCACAGCUGAAGUGUCUGUGCUCGGAGGUGAGCCGAACCCUAAGGGAGACGGGAGCAUUACUAGUCAAAGAUCCGCGAUGCACAGCACAAGACAACGAUCUGUUCAUCGAUAUGAUGGAGAAAUACUUCGAAAUGCCUGACGAUUUUAAACGCCUCCAAGAACGCCCUCAUCUCCAUUAUCAGGUUGGAGUGACACCUGAAGGAGUUGAAGUACCUCGUAGUCUAGUUGAUGAAGAAAUCCAAGAGAAGCUAAGAGCAAUGCCCAUAGAGUUUCAGCCAUCGGCUCUCACUGGACCAGAUCCUAAGUGGCGAUUCAUGUCGAGAGUUGGUCCACGACCAUCAAACACCCGCUUUAAGGAGCUUAAUUCGGAGCCUGUAAUACCUGAGGGAUUUCCUGAGUGGAAAGAUACCAUGAAUUCUUGGGGACAUAAGAUGAUAUCUGCGAUAGAGGCUGUUGCUGAAAUGGCGGCCAUUGGCUUUGGCCUGCAGAAGGCUGCAUUCACUUCUCUUAUGAAGCAGGGACCUCAUCUGCUUGCUCCAACAGGGAGUGACCUAAGACGUCAUGGCCAAGUAGGUACUGUGUUUGCUGGAUAUCACUAUGACCUCAACUUCCUUACAAUUCAUGGAAGAAGUAGAUUCCCAGGUCUAAAUAUUUGGCUAAGAAAUGGGCAAAAAAUGGAAGUGAAGGUUCCUGUGGGAUGUCUCCUCAUUCAAACAGGAAAGCAGAUAGAGUGGUUGACUGCAGGAGACUGCAUAGCUGGCAUGCACGAGGUUGUUGUGACUAACCGGACAACUGAUGCAAUCAAACUAGCCUUGGAGCAAAACCGCAGCCUGUGGAGAGUGUCCUCAACGCUUUUUGCACACAUAGCAUCAGAUGCUGUGUUAAAACCUCUAGGCCACUUUGCAGAAUCCCCCCUUGCCAGCAAGUAUCCUCCCAUGCAUGCUGGAGAGUUUGUCGAACAAGAGCUUGCUGUCAUUAAUCUCAAAGGCAGUAAAGGCGACCUUUGA
This is a messenger RNA of Fraxinus pennsylvanica, 1089 nucleotides long. NCBI's taxonomy places the organism in Eukaryota, Viridiplantae, Streptophyta, Magnoliopsida, Lamiales, Oleaceae. The record is from the annotation of a GenBank genome assembly.